AUGGAUAGAAACUUUAACACAGGUUUCUACGAAGUAGCAGCUGGAGGAGACCCAAGGUAUACAUUAUAA
This is a messenger RNA of Sungouiella intermedia, 69 nucleotides long. The record is from the annotation of a GenBank genome assembly. Lineage: Eukaryota; Fungi; Ascomycota; Pichiomycetes; Serinales; Metschnikowiaceae.